AUGUUCUCAGAAUUAACAUAUGUUCCGGGAGCGCUGUCAGAUGUUCUUGCUGUUGAUAAGUGUAGUGCUGUGGAGACUGUGAAAUUACAGAAGCGAAAUGAAGUCAAAUUUCAGAAUGAUGGUGAUGCGGUAUAUAGAGAAAUAGUAGACAAGAAUGAUCGAACCGUUUUUGUUGGAAAUGCUCCGCUGUCAAGCACUAGGAAGGAAAUCAAAAAGUUGUUCUCUCAGUUUGGUGCUGUUGAAAGUGUGCGGUUGCGUUCUGUUAUUGCUGCUAGUGAGAAAAUUUCUAAAAAGGUUGCGGUAUUGAGGCGAGAAAUUUCAAGUGAAAUGAAGUCUUUAACCUUCUAUGUGAAAUUCAAAGAUCCAAAUGCAAUUGAAAGAGCUCUUAUAAUGUAUUGUGGGAAUUUACUCAGAGUGGAUCGUUGUUGCGGCAAGAGAACGUACAGUUCUCAAACAACAGUUUUUGUGGGAAAUUUGCCUUAUGAUGUGUCCGAAAACGAACUUGUCGCGCAUUUUGAGAUGACCGGAAAUGUUUCUUUUGUCAGAAUAGUUCGAGAUCGAAAAACUGGUAUUAGCAAAGGCUUUGCCUUUGUAGCAUUCAAGGAAAGUUCCUCGAUUCCGCUGGCAUUACGUCUAGAUGGAUCUAAUUUUAAAAACCGCAGUUUACGAGUUACUAGAGUAUUAAAAAAAAACAAGAUCAGAGGUAAGAACUGUCAAAGAUUAAGAACUGGUGCGAAGCUGCACGAUGGCCGCAUGAAGUCUGAUAGAUGCAACGAAAAUAGGGCAAGAAGAUUUCACAGAAAAGGCCGAGGACGGAGAUUAAAAAAUACUGUUAUGACCUAA
Messenger RNA from Thelazia callipaeda (thelaziosis nematode), 843 nucleotides. NCBI's taxonomy places the organism in Eukaryota, Metazoa, Nematoda, Chromadorea, Rhabditida, Thelaziidae. The record is from the annotation of a GenBank genome assembly.